This is a messenger RNA of Theileria parva strain Muguga, 1314 nucleotides long. RefSeq lists its product as uncharacterized. The transcript has a single exon. NCBI's taxonomy places the organism in Eukaryota, Apicomplexa, Aconoidasida, Piroplasmida, Theileriidae. The coding region runs from base 1 to 1314 and encodes 437 amino acids. The record is from RefSeq and is a predicted model, not a curated record.
AUGAGAAAGCUAUUAAUGUUAUUAACGGUAUUGUGUACAAAUAUUGUUGGUGGUGUUAAUUAUGAGUUUGAGAGUUGGGAUGGUUUGUUUGAGGAUUUGUGUGUUCGUAACCCUGACGCGGGCGUGCGUGUGAAUGCGACUGACGCGUUAAGGUUAGGCAUGGUGCACAGGGCUAGAAACGCCGAAAAGCUGAUUGAGACGCUGGACCGGAUCAGCUCCGGGCUCAGGAAUAAACUCUACAAGGCAAGUGAACACAUGAGUUACAUUAACAAACUGUCAAACCUGGAAGUAAAACUAAGCGAAAACAAAGAACUACAGGAGAUUAUCACAGAGUUUAACACACUCGAGAAGGAACAACAAAUGUUUGACAACGAAUACCAAAAACUCAUACCAAUACUCAGACACAUCAAACUCACAGCCAACAACAUACAACACAUUGUCGAACCCGUUCACAUUCCUACCGGGGGAUCUCCCACCCUAGGAUCUACCGUAGGAUCUGGUGCUGUAGAAACUACUGGAGAACCUGAUACUGUAAAACCUGGUGUAAAAUCUACUGGAGAACCUGGUGUGGAAUAUGUAACUGGAGGAUCUGGUGGAGUAUCAGACCCCCUGCUAAAUCACUCUGAACUCAACAAGAUGAAAUAUUCCAACACCGAAAAAGAUGAAGAGGAUGAGGAAGAAGAGGAGAGUGAGGAGAGUGAGGAGAAAGAGGAUGAGGAGAAGAAGAGUGGGCAUGGAUUGGUGUGUGGGAGAGAGAAGUUGAGUGUGUUACUGUCAGGUUUGAACGAGAAAAUCACCGAGUUUAACUCGAUUUUUGAGCCAAAUUCGGUGGAAAAGUGGGAGGGAAUUGUGUACGAGCUGGAGCAACUCAACAAGAAAUUGACAAAUUUUAUCGAUUUCUGCCUGAGUCACUAUGAGUCACUCGAACACGAACUCAAAUCCAAACAAACUUACGCCGACCUAAGCGAAAAACUCAAACAAUUGUCAGACCAAAUGGAUAAAAAUUACAUCAACGGCGUUUUCACUCAGGGUACAGAGGGUAUUAGUGAGGGUAUAGGAGAGGGAACAGAUGGUAUUAGUGAGGGUAUUAGAGAAGGUACAGAGGGUAUAGGAGAGGGUACAAAGGGUACAAAGGGAACUGAGGGAGUAGGAGUUACAGAGGGAACUGAGGGAACGGUGGGAGAUGAGGAGUGUGAGGAUGUGUUGAGGGAGGUAGGGGCGGUUGAGAGGGUAAAAAAUCUAAAGUCAAACGGCUUUUUAGGCGUAAAAGUGGAAAUCUUACUCUUGGUCACAUUUCUAACGUAUUUCCUCUAA